Molecule: messenger RNA, 1488 nt
Organism: Amphiprion ocellaris (clown anemonefish)
Lineage: Eukaryota; Metazoa; Chordata; Actinopteri; Pomacentridae
Gene: mtx1a
Product: metaxin 1a
Exons: 8
Coding region: 25-996 (323 amino acids)
Biological process (GO): mitochondrion organization
Cellular component (GO): SAM complex
Source: RefSeq, a predicted model, not a curated record
UUCCGGUGUGAGAGGUCAUCUAAGAUGGCGGCUCCGGACGAGCUGUUCUGUUGGGAAGGAGACUGGGGUUUACCGUCCAUCAACACCGACUGUCUGGUGGUUCUGGCUUACGCUCAGUUUGCUGGAGCUCCUCUCAAACUUCGGAAGAUCUCCAACCCCUGGAGGAGUCCCAGCGGUUCUCUUCCUGCUUUGAGGACCAAUCAGAAAGAGACUCUUUCCCGGCCCUCUGACAUCAUCAUCCACCUCAGAAAACAGAAAUACAAUGCAGACUACGAUCUGUCGGCCAAAGAGGGAGCCGACAGCCUGGCCUUCAUCUCUCUGAUGGAGGAGAAGCUCAUGCCGGCACUGAUCUACACCUUCUGGAUCGAGCCAAAGAACUAUGUGGACGUGACUCGCCGCUGGUACGCCGAGCACAUGCCGUUCCCCCUGAACUUCUUCCUGCCAGGUCGAAUGCAGCGGCGACAGCUGGAGAAACUGCAACUGCUGCGAGGAGACGAGAGCCUGGAGGCCGGAGAGGAGCUGGAGAAGGAGUUGUACCGUGAUGCUGCAGAGUGUAUGAACCUGCUGUCCCAACGACUCGGUUCGCACAAGUUCUUCUUUGGAGACUCGCCCUCAUCUCUGGACGCCUAUGUGUUCGGUCACUUGGCACCCAUCCUGAAGUCCAAACUGCCCAACGGGAAACUGCAGCAGUGUCUGAAAUCCCUUGACAAUCUGACCAACUUCUGCACCAACAUCUUGCUGCUCUACUUCCCCAGAGAUAACCGAGAGAGCUCCAGCCAGAAGACGUCGUCCCAGCCUGAAGGUGGAGACUUCGACCACGUCCCCAACAAGCGGAGGAAGCAGAUCCUUUCGGCCCUGGUGGCUCUGGGUGCCAUGCUGAGCUACGCCCUCCUCACCGGCAUGGUGUCCAUCCAGCACGUCCAGCAGGAGGCGCUGGAGGAGCCACCAGACUUGCAGCCCAUCGGAUCUCACGACGACGAGGAAGGAGACGGCUGAGGUGGACAGGCGUCAUCACAGGAUUUCAUGGACAGAAGUAAAAGUAUUCUGGAUAAGAUCUGGAUGUUACAGAUAAUUGAUUAGCUGUAUCUCACCAAAGAGAGCCACAAGAGAUGUGUUGGUAUGAAAUUUCUCUUACUAAAAAAUUAUUUAUCGACACAUCGAGCCUUUCAGUGGACACAGAGCUGGUGCUGGUGUAUGUACAGAAAUAAAUUUUAAAAUUAUUCACCAGAUAUUCAUCAAAUUGGGUACCAUUGUUUCUUAAAAUGUAGUUUUGUUGAACUUCUCUUAACUUUUGUUGCAUUUUUUACAAACAUUGUUCCUUCAGUAAGUAAAGUUAGCUUAGGAUUACUUUGUCAUUUAGAAUGGGUUCGUUCUGUUCCCUAAACCCAAAUCGUGUUCAUAAACAAUCAACACAGCUUCUUUUCUGCCUUCGACAAAAUUAAUCACAUGACAAUGACAAAAAAUAAUAAAUCUACAACUUAAGACUGA